AUGCUUCCUUUUGCUCUUGGUUUGGUGUCACUUGCUCUCCAAAAAGGCAAAGGGUUGUGGCCUUGGCUCUUCCUAAUUUGCAACUUCAAGGCACAAUUUCCCCAUCUUUGGCCAAUUUUGUCCUUCCUCAGUGUUCUCAAUCUCCAGAACAACAGCUUCCACGGUGGCAUCCCUUAUGGUAUUGGCCACAUGCCUCGCUUGCGAGUGAUUGGCGUUAAAAACAAUCAGCUUAACGGAAGUAUACCAACAAGUCUAUUUCAAAACCGGAGAGUUCAAGUAAUUUCUUUGGCUUUCAAUGAACUCAGUGGUGAAAUGUGGAGAGGGCCAUGGUAUGUACCCGAACUCAGAGUCUUAAAUCUCGGGAACAAUAACCUCACCGGUAUAGUCCCUCCUUCUGUUGGAAAUGCCACAAAAAUGAUGAACUUCAGUUUGUCUGGGAAUAGAGUCAGCGGCAACAUUCCAAAGGAGGUCUGUAAUCUGAGCCAGCUGGCAUUUUUUUCCUUGUUCGAUAAUCAAUUAACAGGUUCCAUUCCCGCAACACUGUUUAACAUCUCGUCACUACUUGUCGUAACUCUGGCAAAGAAUAGCCUUUCUGGUCCUCUCUUGCUAGAUGAAGGCAAUAUUGUGUCGAAUCUGUACAUUUUAAGGAUGUCUCACAAUCAAAUUUCUGGUUGCAUUCCUUCCAACAUAUGCCAACUCACACAGCUCAAAGUUUUGUCCAUAUCUUUCAACAAUAUAACCGGAGACAUACCUAGAAAUAUUGGUUGUUUAUCCAAACUCGAGAAUUUUUAUAUGGGUGAUAAUCCAAUAAAAGGGACUAUUCCCACUUCAUUGGGAAAUAUUUCCACUCUGCAUAGUCUUUACUGUGGAAACAAUCGCAUAGUGGGGAAAAUUCCUCCGGAAUUAGGGAAGCUAUCAAAUUUGAGGGAAUUAAUCUUUACCCAUAAUUCUAAUCUUAUCGGUCAAAUUCCAGAUGCUAUUUUCAACAUAUCUUCUUUGGAAGUGAUUAGUUUCAGUCUCAAUAGCCUCUCAGGGAGAAUUCCAACCACUACAGGUCUUCAUCUUCCGAACCUUAAAGUACUUGAGUUGGGAGUCAAUCAGCUGGAAGGGGAAAUUCCAUUGUUCAUAACAAAUGCUUCCAAGCUUCAGACACUGGGGCUAGAAUUUAACUCUCUCACGGAAGCUAUUCCUACUAAUUUGGGGAAUCUUCAUGAGCUGCGAUCACUCUUACUACAUCAUAAUCAACUUACCAAUGUAUCAAGAGAGCGUGAGUUGCUAUUCUUCAAUUCUUUGGCGGACUGUAGGAUGUUGAAAGAUCUAGAAGUGGGUAACAAUCCGUUAAAUGGCGUUCUGCCCAAUUCAAUUGGGAAUCUCUCAUCUACUAUUGAAAAUUUUUAUAUAGGAGAUGCACACAUCAAUGGCCUCAUCCCCAAAAUUAUAGGCAACAUGACCGGUCUUACAGCCCUAAGCCUUAGAGGAAACAACUUGGCGGGAAGUAUUCCUUCUGAGAUUGGUAAGCUUAAACAACUCCAAGGGCUGUCUCUACCUAACAAUAAAUUGCAGGGACAUAUUCCAGAGGUGGUAUGCCAUUUAUCGAAUUUGUUUCUAUUAUAUCUGUAUGGUAAUGAGCUCUCUGGAUUAAUUCCAGAAUGCUUUGGAAAUCUUAGCAUGCUACAACAUCUUUAUUUGGAUUCUAAUAAAUUUUCAUCAAAAUUUCCGUUGAGCCUUUGGAAGAUGAGUGGUCUUCUCUAUCUAGACGUGUCACAUAAUUCAAUAGAAGGAGAAGUUCCCCAGGAUAUUGGAGGACUGAAAGCCAUUGUAGAACUAGAUCUUUCCAGGAGGUCCAAAGAUGUGGAGAAGGUACUGGAGAUCGGGACUCAUCAAUUAGUUUCUUAUCACGAGAUUCAGCGAGCAACAAAUAAUUUUGAUGAUGAAUCAAAUUUAUUUGGUGAGGGAAGCUCUGGCUCUGUGUACAAAGGCACAUUAUCUAGUGGAACUGCAGUGGCAAUUAAGGUUCUAGAUUUGGAAAAUGAGCAAGUAUGCAAGAGGUUUGAUACCGAAUGUGAAGUGAUGAGAAAUGUUAGACACAGAAAUCUUGUUCCAGUGAUUACUACAUGUUCUAGUGACUAUAUAAGAGCCUUUGUUCUGCAAUUUAUGCCCAAUGGAAGUCUUGAGAAUUGGUUGUACAAAGAAGAUCUCCACUUGAACCUUCAUCAAAGAGUCACUGUAAUGCUUGAUGCAGCUAUGGCAGUUGAAUAUCUACAUCAUGGUCAUGUCAUCCCAAUAGUUCAUUGUGACCUAAAGCCAGCCAACAUUCUUUUGGAUGAAGAUAUGGUGGCUCAUGUUGGUGAUUUUUGGAAUCUCUAA
Messenger RNA from Solanum tuberosum (potato), 2367 nucleotides. RefSeq names its product LRR receptor-like serine/threonine-protein kinase EFR. Gene Ontology annotation, molecular function: ATP binding; protein binding; protein kinase activity. Lineage: Eukaryota; Viridiplantae; Streptophyta; Magnoliopsida; Solanales; Solanaceae. The transcript has 2 exons. The record is from RefSeq and is a predicted model, not a curated record. Bases 1 to 2367 code for a protein of 788 amino acids. Gene Ontology annotation, biological process: protein phosphorylation.